Messenger RNA from Ustilaginoidea virens, 6210 nucleotides. RefSeq lists its product as uncharacterized. The record is from RefSeq and is a predicted model, not a curated record. The coding region runs from base 1 to 6210 and encodes 2069 amino acids. Lineage: Eukaryota; Fungi; Ascomycota; Sordariomycetes; Hypocreales; Clavicipitaceae. Gene Ontology annotation, biological process: termination of RNA polymerase II transcription. Gene Ontology annotation, molecular function: transcription termination site sequence-specific DNA binding; helicase activity. The transcript is spliced from 5 exons. Gene Ontology annotation, cellular component: nuclear body.
AUGUCGGAACUUAAUGAGGUGCUCGCCAAGUGGUUUGAGGAAUUGCAGAACCUUCCAAAAGAAUGCCACCUACUCUGUCCGAAGACUGAUGAGGAAGACUUCGAAGACUACAAAACGCUCGAUGACCCCGAGUCAAAGAUUUCUGUCGAGGAGAAGAAGCAAAGAAUCGAAGAUGGCAACCGUCGCAUCGAGAUAACAUACUGGAAUAGCCUGAUAUUCGGCUUUGAUAAAACCGAUGCCGGGAAAUGGCUAGAAGAAUUCAAAGAGAAAAUCGAGCAGACGCUCAGGACAUGCUCAGACUGUGUCCUCAACUGGCACAUGAAGCGGCCAGUCUACCUCCGAAAAUUUUCCGAGAAGUGGAACGAAGAAGUCAUUCUUCACAUAAAAGAAAUGCUUGACCGCAUCGAUAUUGGCCGAAUUGAUCAUAAUCUUACCUGGGCAAAGAACUACAUUGGGAAGAUUGAAAGCAGCGGGGCCGUAUUCAAGAAAAGCCAACUCGGAGACAAUCUUUCAACAGUCUUAAUUGCGAUCUAUGAAGCGUUGUGCUGCAUGCCGUAUAUGGCAGACCCAGAUCAGCGAGCAGUCUUCCAAUACGUCUUCAUGCGGCUGCAGGGUAAAAAUUAUCUGAAACUUGGGAAUAAAGAUCCAUUACCUGGGAUGACCUUUUUCCUAUUUGAUCAAAAAAAUGACGAUCGUCGAAAAUGGGCUCAUGAAAACUGGAAAGGCAUCAGUGCCAAAUCGAUAACGGAAGAACAGUUUGAAUGGGCCGUGAGCAAUGGGUUGAUCAGUGCAAUAGACGACAUUGUUCGAAAAGACGCCGCUCAGCCCUCAACGGAGAUAUACCUAGAAAUCGAACAUUUCUGGGAGGGUUUCGAAACCAUCCUUGCGAAACUGCCAGAGACUCUCAUCUUGAGCCACCUCAGAAGCCUGGAGGUACGACCAGGUAGUCCAAGCAUCUACGACCUUCUCUUUCGCCACAUACAAAACUGCCUCUCGGAAGGCGUACUGGUUGUGACGAUUCGAGUCCUAAAAAGUUUUCUGCAGGAGUCGGCGAAGGCAUUCUGGGACGUUAUUGGCGACGCUCGACCAAACGUAAUUCCCGAUUUGGUCUUCGUGAGCCCAGUGUACAAGACUCUCCUCCGUCAAUCCCUCGAGGAUUGCUGGAAUGGCUUCAAUCUGGAAGAAGAUGUUGUUCCGUUCCCCACUUCCUGGAUACAGCCUUGGCUCAUGUCGUUGAGUCGAGAUCGUAGGUAUGACGCCUGUGAGGUUCUCAUACAAACCUUGUUUGAGCGCCUGGCCAAAGAUCCAUACAUCGGCGAGCCGGGCCAUGCCGCAUGCAUUCGCGCCGGCUUUGAUGCCAUGAUAUUCACCAUGAGAUCCUUUCUGGAUCCAAAUACGCAGAUAGCAACCGGGACCGCUCAUCUAUCCGCAAGUGCAGCCUUCAAUCUGGUGGUUGCAAACAAGGAUCUCAUCCUGAAGAGCCUGAAACAGCCCCAGGAAUCCAAGGAAGGGUGGACUACAUUCAAAGUUUCCGAUGCCUCAAGAUCAGUCCUCCAGACAGCCAUGAGACUCGACAUGAAGAUGUUGGCAGAAGAUUUCCAAGCCAUUCACAAUAGCAGAACGUUACAACUAACAGUAACUCGAAAGUCCCAAAUGCUCUGGGAAGCUAUUUCCGAGAUGCUGCAAUCUUGCGACGAUCAAAUACCCCUCGUAAAGGAUACCUUGGUAAGUAUAGCGCCGCUGAUCUCAGUGGAAGAGAUACGACCGCAAAAAGUCGCUAGCGAAUUGGAUGAAUCUAGUCAAGGGUUCAACGCAUCUCUGGGCGCCACGGCAGAAGUAUUGACAAGAAUCUUGACCCGUAUCUCUGAAGUAGAUGCAACAGACUUGAACACAAUAUUUACAGACCGUCUGCCAAUCCAGGUCAUCGUCGGAUUAUCAGUUCACGGUAACUCUGGGCUGGCUGAUGGAGCAGCAGAAAUCCUAAAGAAUUGGACAGGGGAGUUGUCAAGAAGUGAUGCGAUAGAGCACAUGUCGAAACUGCAUCCAGAGCAAACUUUGUCAUCCAUAGUCUGGACUUUGGACAUCGUUUUGAAACCGCCAUUCCCCUGGGGUCCUAUACGACCACUCCUGAACAUGUGUAGGGAUGUUAUGCAAGGUUUGUCAGACGACACAUCUGGAGUUCUGAGAACCAAGACAUUGGAUUCCAAAUCUGCGGCGAUAGUGCGCCGCUGGUGGCAUGAGCAAUGGCGUUUCGUAUCCAAGUCCUGCCGAAACAUUGAGGCAUGGUCGUUUUGCAUUUCGAAUAGUAUCAUGACCGAGUUCUGCCGUGAAAUCAUGGAAUUGGCGGAAGCGCUGAUUGCUCAAGAUGGUUUGCUUACCUCUGCCACCGCUCUCGGCAAAAGCGAACACGAAGUUAUGCCCAUCAUUCUGGGUCCCGCCAAGGAGAACUUUCGAGGUAUGGAAAAUAUGAUUCGACUCAAAGACAGGUGGCUAGUCGACGUCACUGUCCGAGUUCUCUGCAAGAUUUUGACGCGGCUCCGGGAAAAUAAACUGGAAAUCAACGCUGCUUCUCGAAAACUUAUUACGGAGGCUUGCAUUCCUACAACGACGCCAGGGAAAUACAUUCGUUUGACCAAUUUGAACGAUCAACAGCGAGCCGAGUUGCUGCAGGCACUUGGUCAUGAUGAAGAGAUUCAAAUCGUCCAACUCGGUAUCUCGUCAGAUGCUCCCGAGACGAGCUCUUUCUCGAGCAAGAUCACUGCCAAGAAACAAAGUAGACUGGACGCUUGGUCGAAGUCUGCACCACCGGGUAGUGUGACAACUGAACCUGCUCAUGUUAAAAGAACGAAUCGAGAUGAUGUUCUGGAAUUAAGUCGAUCUGCAGACAGCCCCAUCCUAAAACAACUCGCAGCCCAAAAAGCCAUGGCACAAGGCAAGAAGCCUGACCAGAAAGCAAUAUCGGCAAUCAAAGAGAGCAGGCAACGAGAAAAGGUUGAAAAGGCCAAGAGAGAUGCUGAAGCUAUUGCAAGAGCCAAGAGAAUUCGGGGCGAAACAGUACCUGGCGAAGGGUCUGGUAUUCAUAGUCUUGGAGUGACCGGCAAAGACCAUACCAGGAGUGAAAUCAUGGUCAACAGCUCUGAUGAUGAUUCUGACGAAGAUGAAGAGUCUGAUGACGAUGGGGAACUUGCUCUUCUAACCACUGGUGGCCAGAAGGACUUGGAUGAACAAGAGAGGCGACGUCAAGAAGUUUUGCGGGACAGAGUUCGCCGGCCAGUCAAGAAGAUUCGACAACAACGAACUGUAAAAGAAAUGAGAGCUCGUUUAAUCCCUCCGAUGGACAGACUUCAUAACACGAUCCUAUCGUGGGACAUUUUCCACCAGGGCAAUGAUCCGCCUAAUGGGCCAGCAGCCUCGGAGGUCGCUACCAAGUACCCCGACCCUCGAUCAUACCAGGCCACCUUUUUCCCCUUGUUGGCGUCGGAAGCAUGGCGAUCCUUUGUGACAGCCAAGGAUGAGAUAACAUCCCAAUCUUUUGGCAUGAAGAUAGCCAGUCGUGCAAGUGUGGAUAGCUAUCUGGAAGUUGCGUUCACACUUCCCGCUAUGCAGAAUAGAGAGAGGGGAGGAGUCUCUGAAGGCGAUAUCUUGCUGGUGUCUGAGGCUGAGAACCCGCUAAACAGUCCAGAUUCGAAGCAUUGUCUUGCCCGGGUGCAUCGAACCACCCACAAAAAGGAUAUGGUUGAAAUUACGUUUCGUGUCGCGUCGCGCAACAACCCGCUUUCGUCCGUGCUAUCGCCAGGUGCCAAUGCAAACGCAAUCAAAGUUACGAAUAUGACGACGAUUGAAAGAGAAUACGCUGCGUUGGAGAGCCUUCAGUACUACGAUCUGAUGGAUGAGAUUUUGAAAGCAGAGCCUUCGCCAAUCAUUCGCUAUGGGGACGAAAGAGUGACAAACAUAAUGCAGAACUGGGCUCUCAAUCGUGGUCAAGCUUUGGCUGUGCUUGGAGCUCACGAAAACGAUGGAUUCACACUUAUACAAGGACCACCUGGAACUGGCAAGACAAAGACCAUUACUGCCAUGGUUGGUUCCCUCUUGUCAGAGCAGCUCUCGCAAGCCGCGACCGGCUUGAACGUAGGUGCUCUCCUGCGACCUCUAGCAGCACCGAGACCCUUGACGGCAUCACGCUCUAAGAAACUUCUCGUCUGCGCCCCAAGUAACGCAGCUGUUGACGAACUUGUCCUCCGUCUCAAGAGUGGCGUAAGGACUACUGGUGGGAAGACCAAGCCCAUCAAUGUCCUUCGCCUCGGGAGAAGCGAUGCCAUCAGCGCUGCAGUAAAGGAUGUUUCGCUCGAUGAGCUAGUCCGCGCUCGAUUGGAAGGUGAUGACACGAAGGAUAAGGCCAAGGCUGAACGAGAAAAACUCCACGAAGACGCAGCCAAGAUUAAAGGGGAGCUCUCGGCAAUUCGGCAGCGUCUUGACGAGGCUCGGGCCCAAGAUGAUGUCACCGGGCAGAGUACCUUUUCCAGAAAGUUUGACGAACUCAAGCGACAGCAAAUGCAAAUAGGUAAACGGAUCGAUGCCAACAAGGACAGUGGAAACUCGCUCGCCCGAGAGAUGGAAAUGCGGAGACGCCAGGUUCAACAGGAGAUUCUCAAUUCGGCCCAUGUCAUCUGCUCGACGCUCAGUGGCAGCGGACAUGAAAUGUUCCGCAACCUGGACGUCGAGUUUGAGACGGUCAUUAUCGACGAAGCCGCACAAUGUGUUGAGCUGAGUGCAUUGAUUCCAUUAAAGUACGGUUGCUGCAAAUGUAUACUCGUUGGUGAUCCCAAACAGCUCCCUCCCACAGUACUGUCUCAGUCGGCUGCAAGGUUCGGCUACGACCAGAGUCUGUUCGUGCGCAUGCAGCAAAACCACCCCAAAUCCGUCCACCUGCUCGACAUGCAGUACCGAAUGCAUCCUGAAAUCAGCAAGUUUCCUAGCACGGAAUUUUACGAAGGUCAGCUUCAGGACGGGCAGGACAUGCUGCAACUCCGAGAGCAACCAUGGCAUCAAAGUGCUCUUCUUGGCCCCUACCGUUUCUUUGACGUGGAAGGUAUGCAAACCAAAGGCCGAAAAGGCCAGUCGCUGGUCAACACCAGAGAACUGGAUGUGGCCUUGGAAAUGUACGACCGCUUCAGCAGGGAAUAUAAACAGUGCGAUCUGACAGGAAAGAUUGGCAUUAUCACUCCUUACAAAGCACAGCUGUUUGAGCUCCGAAAUCGCUUCCAAGGACGGUACGGCGAACGUAUUACGGACAUUAUCGAGUUCAACACCACGGAUGCCUUCCAGGGUCGAGAAUGUGAGAUCAUCAUCUUUUCCUGCGUGAGAGCCAGUUCAACCGGUGGCAUUGGUUUCAUGACGGACAUUCGACGUAUGAACGUCGGUCUCACGCGUGCCAAGUCGUCACUCUGGAUCCUGGGGGAUUCGAGAGCACUCGUUCAGGGCGAGUUUUGGAAGAAGCUGAUUGAAGAUGCCAAGCUCCGAGACCGGUACACAAAGGGGGAUAUCCUGGGCAUGUUCAGGAAGCCACUUGAGCGAGCGAACCCACUAUCCUCCAAGCCCGCCAUUAUUGAGUCCCCUAGAGACGUCGAUAUGAUAGACGCGGCAUUGGCAGGCGACUCUGGAGCUGAUGCACAGGGUUGGAAAUCGGAUGCGUCUGGACCCAGCAAUACCACACCGCCUUGCUCUGCACCAGCCGAAAGUAGUAGUACGCCUUGGAACAAUGCUGACGGCGGCUCAGCCAACAUUGUUCCCCGGGAAGGCGGUGUCCCCGUUAUACAUACUUCCGACAAUCAAAACCUGGGUAGUAAAAAGAGACAUAUAGACGAUCUUCAUGACGGGAAUCAGACAGCAAAGAGAAUUGCGAACAAGCAGCGAGGCGGGUUGAUGGGCAAGUUCAACCAGAGGCCGGUAACUCACAUGAAGCCCCCGAGAGAUCCGUCGGCAAUGUCUGUGCUGGGGAUGGUUCCUCCGGAACGUCCUCCGGCUCAAGUGUUGACGAACCAAGAAGCGAUUCCGAUGAGGGCUGCGUCGAGCGGAUCGACAUCAUUGGCGAAUCGAACCAGCAGCUCCAGCAGCUCUUCUUCAUCCAACCCAAAGAUAAUGCAGAAACCUCCACCACAAGGUCCUCGAAAAAAGGGCAAACCAAGCCUCUUUUUGCCCAAGAAGAGAUGA